Adineta ricciae is the source of this 909-nucleotide messenger RNA. NCBI's taxonomy places the organism in Eukaryota, Metazoa, Rotifera, Eurotatoria, Adinetida, Adinetidae. The record is from the annotation of a GenBank genome assembly.
AUGUUCGGUGCUUCUUUAGUACCUCGUUUUCUCUCAAUCGCGCUUACUGUUGGUCUCAUCGGAGCUGUGAUUGUUGCUCUUGCAAUUAUCGGGAGGGAAACACCAGCUGUGAAACCAGUUUUUGGGUCUGAUAUGCAUGUUAUUCUCGAUCUUCCUAUUGCUGCCUAUGAAUUGGACUUAUUCUUCAAUCCCCGAGCAACAUUAGCAGAUUUCAUUGAGAGUUUAAACACCGUAUUUAUGUCAGCUUUUCCAGACUCAUGUUUGAAAGUUGUUAUUACUGGUUUCUCGAUAAAACCAAUUAUAGUGAUUGACACUUCAAAUAAUAUGGACCAAACAAAAAGAGACACGCCAUCAAUUGUAGUAUUGCAUGGAUCUGUGUAUUUUACUGAAGCCAAGACCGCAGAACAAAUUCGCAUGACUCUUACAGAUUAUACACGUCUGAUUAUUCUCAUUAAUAAAUAUACUGGCAAACCGAGUGAAAGAUUAAGCACUAUAAAUAUGCAAAGAUCAACUUUUACAGAUGCUGUUCUCAUAGAAAUAACAGUAUANUCGACAAUAAAUGCUAAAUUGCAAGCAACGUUUUCGGCGACUUUUCUGAAGUUCAAUAUUUUAAUGAUGUCAGAUGGACCGAUCGAAUUGUCAGCUGCCGGAAGAAGACGAAGAAAACGACAAUUGAAUCGAUCAACACUUGUAAUCGUGAUUGGGAAUGCAUAUUUUACUGGAAGUGUGACAAAAGCGAAUAUUUACACAUCGUUUCAAGGCUAUACACUUAAUGUAGACGUUAAACGCACCGGUAACAGUAGAAGUUCAAGAAUCAGUUACUUCUCUGCUGAUCAUUCCAUAUUUGGUGACACAUCGCUAACAGACUUAAAUAGUGACGAAAUCGCUUAUUUGGCUCCUGUUUGUUAA